UACGUUUCAAUUCGUCCAUGACGCUAUUAUCCGUCUUAUGAAGCACAAAAAGACUCAGAAUUCCCAAAACAAACGUUUAUAAUCGUAUCACAAACGUUAUUUAAGUGUAAUUGACAUAUAUCUUCAAUAUUCGAAACAUUCCACUCAACUGUUGUUCAUUUUGAGCCAGAAAUUGUGGUCAAUAAAAAAUCCACUUCCUUUUUUUUUCAUUUCUCACACUUUUUUACUACGACGAGUAAAAAUUCAACAGAUGCACUAACAGAAUAUUCAGCAGGAUGAUCGACAAAUUGUUGCUGUUUUUCACUUGUGCACUAUUCAUUCCAUCAAAUUUAUUUGUCAGAUGGUUUGAUUAAAUACGUAUGUUUCACUUAUUACUACUGCCAACUCACUAUAAUUAGCACAAUUGAUGUAAUUUGACCGCAAAAUAAAUUUUCGUUUCAUUUCUGAUGAUAUUUCUUGGUCGUACUGUUUUCCGUUGGCCCCGUGAUGCCAAACUUAUGGUCGUGCAUUAAACACAUUCUGAAUUACUUCUGAAUUGUCGAUAAAUAGAACUACUGAAUGUGUUCGAAUGAUUAUUUUCAAUAAAAAAUGAUGUUAUCAUCAUUGUCAUAUAUUUUUAACAUGUGUUAUUGCUAUUAUAUAAACAUACAAUUCUGGAAAAAAAUCUUUUUGAAAUAAUUCAAACGAGAAUAGUUCUAAUAAAUAUGGCAACACUGAUCGUGUAUGCAUACAGUGUCUAUGUGUUUAAUUUAGUUCUGGUAUUGUACUUUACAAAGGGCCUGAUUCCAGUAUUAUAUCAAUUAUUAUUCACGGGGCCAAUCGAGUUUUCCAUACAGAGUACCAAGUGAAUUAGCAGAAACAGCUAUUUUUUUGUGUUUGCCUAGGCCCUUUGCGAAUAACGCACAUAAGGCAGCAAGCGCUGUCAAUCAACCAAACAACCAAAACAAAAACCUCGUUGUUGUGCUUCGGAUAAGUUCUGUUUACAACGAUGGAAUUAACUCCAGAGGAGUGGCAGCAGCCAAUGGAUUUAUCCGCACGUCGCUCAGAAUAUACACCGCCGUUGUACUCUACGAUUAAGCCAAAAAUCACAGACUCUAAUCGUGAAUCGCGUAAAAAGCGAUGUCCAGUCACUUACACGGAGCCUGCUCUGUUGAAAGCGCUGGAUGAGAUAAAAAACAAAACGAAUUCUAUUUAUUCGGCAGCAAAAAGUUAUGGAAUCCCUCGUACAACCAUCCAGUACCGUUUAAGCGAUGAAUACAAACACAGAGGAACACGAGGACCACAUACGGUAUUUGCAGCCGAAGAAGAAGAGCAAAUAGUAUCGUGGCUGAGGGAUAAAGAAAGCAAAGGUCACCCUAUAACUAUUAGUAGCCUGCAGUUUAAAGUGAAGAGUUUCUUGAAGGCACAUCCAAGAACAACGCCGUUCGUUGAUGAUUUACCAGGAAAAACGUGGAUCAGGUUAUUUCUGAGACGUCAUCCGGAGUUAAGCCUACGAACUCCUGAAUCUGUGACGCUGGCAAGCUCAAGGGUGUCUGAAAAAGAUAUCAGAUUAUGGUUCAGCCGAGUCUACAGCUAUUUAUUGGAUAAUAAUCUGACCGAGAUCCUAAAGGACCCCUCAAGAAUCCUUAACGGGGAUGAGUCCGGCUUCAGUUUGAACCCUGUGCCGAAAAAGGUUAUAGGGUCAACUGGAAAUAAGAAUGUGUCUUUCGUAGAGACGACAUGCAGCAAAACGAACAUCACUGUUAUGUUUUCGUUCGCUGCAGAUGGAAGUGUAAUCCCUCCUGACGUCAUCCUCCCUCAAAAGCGUUUGAGUCGAGAGAUACUCCGUUCGUUUCCUUCGAAUUGGGGCAUAGGAACAUCGGAGAACGGUUGGAUGGACACUAAGAAUUUUACUCUGUAUAUAAAGAAAAUACUGUAUCCUGCUCUGAAGAAAAAAGGGACAAAAUUUCCUGUGAUCUAUUUUGUGGACGGACAUAGCUCACAUACGGCAUUGGAAGCUGCUGAUGUUUGCAACGAGUUAGGAAUAAUUUUGAUAGCGCUUUUCCCUAACGCGACUCGUAUCCUUCAACCUGCUGAUGUGGCCAUAUUUCGGCCACUUAAAAUCAGCUGGGCCAAAACUUUGGAUACUUGGCGUACUAAUCAACCAGGACAAGGCGUUUCACUGACUACUUUCGGACCCCUAUUGGAGAGAGCAAUGAACGAAUCGUUUAAGAAAAGCACGAUUAUCAACGGUUUUUCGACUUGCGGGCUCUUUCCUUACAACCCGAAUGCAAUCGACUAUUCUAAAUGCAUCCCAGGUCACUCGCAGCGCAACCUGGAAAGUCUCACGACGAGCAAUGAUCUUGGAGAAACGGAGGAUCUAAAUGAGUCGUUUUCGAAAAGGAGCAACGUACUCGUUAAGGACAUAAAUGAAACUGCAUUCUCAGCUGGCCACAUUGAUGAUAGUGUUCUAUCAAUGCACUCAGAAUCCAUUCAUAACCCGCACGAGCUUGUUAGCGUAUCCCAAAAUGUCCUUAGCACUGCCCUAGACUUGGUGGGUUUGUCAAAGAUAACUUACCUUAUCGAUCAUGAGGAUGAGUUGGCUCAUGACGAUAGGGCAUUGUUAUAUAUAUAUCGAAACAUAUUAGCAUUGGGCAGUUCAGCAGUCUUCAACGAAACCCCUUCAAAUCUAGUCGAUUUGUGUACAAAUCCAUCGAAACCAGUUGAGCUGUUGACGGAUGUGGUUAUGGUACCGGAUGUUGAUUUCGAGACUUCCAUGUGUACGAGCGAUGCCGGGGGACCGAAAUCUAGCAUAACAAACAUUGAAAACGAAACGCUAUUCUGCAGUGCUAAUGGCAGUGAACUAUCAACCAAUCAGCAGGCUGGGUCUAAACGUGACAAUGUCAACCCAUGGGAGCCCAUUGAUGCGGAAUUGUCCCUUGAACUCGAUGAUAACAAUACAAAUAGUGCCAACUCAUCUCUACUGAAAAAAUUCUUAACUUUGCCUCAAACACCAAAGCGGGAGAAGAAGCACCGUAAUUAUAAAAACAAAAAAUUGUACAGUGUUCUCACUGCCGCAGAGCAACUGGAGGAGUUGAACGGUAUUGAGAAGAUGAAGGAAGAGACCGCAAAGCUAAGGGUGGAAAAGUUGGAGAGACGGAUGAAGAAAAAACUUGAAGCAGAAGAAGAGAAGAAAAUCAGACAGCAACGCAUAAAAUAUCGAAACAUUCAGCGAGAAGCGGAGAAAAUUAAACAAAAUGAAACCAAGCAGAAGAAAGCUGAAGAAAAACAAAUAAAACAAGAGCUUAAACGGAAGCAGAAAGCAGAAAUGGAAGAGAAAAAGAAAAUUAAAAUGCAAUCGAAGAGGCUGAAAACGGAUGCGAUAAAACCUCGUCAGCCUCUUUCGGCUAAAUCUCCUUAUGAAAAUGGGUCUGAUGAAUUGCUGACCAUAGAUCCAACCGAAAACGAUCAAUCUUUUUUUGAGCUUUCGGAGCAGGAAGAACUUGAUGCCAUUCUUGGCUUGGGAUAGGCUACCGUGUUCAGCUCUGUCAAGGAAUGCGUGUCUAACAUUGAGCAUACAAUAUAAAAUUAACAGGAGCAAUGAAAUGAAUUGGAAACAAAAAUUAAAUAUGAAAGAAAAAUGCAGAAAAUUUUUU
Molecule: messenger RNA, 3635 nt
Organism: Aedes aegypti (yellow fever mosquito)
Lineage: Eukaryota; Metazoa; Arthropoda; Insecta; Diptera; Culicidae
Exons: 5
Coding region: 989-3508 (839 amino acids)
Cellular component (GO): nucleus
Molecular function (GO): DNA binding
Source: RefSeq, a predicted model, not a curated record